Molecule: messenger RNA, 2301 nt
Organism: Exaiptasia diaphana
Lineage: Eukaryota; Metazoa; Cnidaria; Anthozoa; Actiniaria; Aiptasiidae
Product: cilia- and flagella-associated protein 99
Exons: 27
Coding region: 183-2183 (666 amino acids)
Source: RefSeq, a predicted model, not a curated record
UCUCGUCGAAUACAAACUUGGAAAAGCUGGAAGAACGGACGAUUCAAAUCACUUUUUAACUGUAAUUGAUACUUUGAAAUACUAUUAGAAAGUAUCUUCUGCUCCCUACGAACCCUGUGCAAUAAGGAAUGGUAUUUUGAUUGUACAACUAGUGGCUAGAAUUGAUUAAAUKGACUGCAAAUAUGAGACACAAACAGCUCUUAAGUUCUUGUGUAGAGCUCUUGGGCAGUUUUAAUGCCAGCUUACACGGUGUACAAGAACAUGUAGACUCAUAUUUGUCUUCUGUGAAGGAUGUUGAGGAAAACGAUACUAUAUUUGUUACUGAAGUUUUCUCUGGGUGUGUUCAACAUAUUGCAAUAUUAAAGGUUGUUGUGGAUGCAUUUUAUGCAGAUGUUGGAAAAAACUGCCUUCGUGUUGACAGAAACUUGUAUAUAGUCCUUACAUAUUUAGCUUUGUACAGACUGGAUGAAUUAGGUCUUUCCCACUUUAAAAAGUUUGUUGCAUCCCAGGAUUCCAACAAGAUGUACCGGUAUCUUGCCUUUAUGUUUGAUGAAAACAAUAUCAAAACAUGGAUGAAAGAUGAGUGGAGCAAGCAGUAUGAACAAAGCUAUGUGAAAUCAAAACUUGUCAGUCCCCUGUUAAGAUGGAUGCCAGAACUCAGAGAACUUGUCAGCAAACUGGAAUAUAAACAAACUAAUAACAGACCAAAAUCAAAGCCAAGCAAACCAGCUACAGAACCAAAACCAUUUAACUUGACCAAGCCUCGUCCCAGGAGUAUUCCAAUGCCAGAAAAGAUCCCAAAACUUAACAAAAGUAAACCGGUACCAGAUACAACCUACAAGCAGCCAAAAGAGGAAGAGACAUUGUCAAAAGUCCGUGAAGUUAAUAGAAAAAAAGCAGAGGAAGAACUGAUGAGAUCGUCAGCAAAGCAGUUUAGCUGUGCUAGUGCAGAGAAAUCAUCUAAAACUAAAGAAAGAUUGGAUAGAAUUAUACAAGAUGAAGAGUCAAAAUUACAGUUUAAUAAAUCAAAAUUAACAGAAGUUCCUUUGACAACAACUGGUAACAUACCAAUUCGUCUAAAUGCCGCAGCAAUAAUGAGAGAAGGAGUUUUAUUUGAGAAGAAAGAAGAGGAAGAACUCAAGAGGUUGGCGGAAUUCGAGAAGGGAGGCAGAGACCCGUCAGAGUUUUUAAAAUGGCAAGAAAAUAUGCGCAAGAAAGACAUGGACGAUCGUCUUGCAGAAAUUGAAAAACGAAGACUGGAAGGCAAGCUGAGUUACGAGGAAGCUAUUCUUGCACGUCAGAAUUUAAUCAAAGAAAACCAAGAAAGAGUUUUGCAAAUCAAGCAAGAGACGCAAGAAAUGAUGAAUGAAUAUAUGAAGAAGAAACUAGACCAAGAGCAGGAGAUGAGAAAACUUGUGGAAGAUACGAUGGAAGGACAUCAAAAUACCAAAGAAGCGAGAAAAAAACUCCGAGAAUUUAAACAAAAAAUAGUUCAAGACGUCGCUAAAGAAAGUCAAGAAAUGAUGAGAAAGGCCUUGGAAGAGGCUGAAGAAGAAAUGCGUCAGAAGGUUGCAUUGAUUGCUAAAAUACGAGCCAUCGAAAGUGUACCAGUAAUUCGAUUCAAGUAUGUCGAUCUAACGGAGACAUCAGGUGCAGGUCUGCUUGGUGAAAUGUCAAUAGCCGAGCUAAGGGAGAGACUUUCACUGCUGAAAACAGCGGAAGAAGAAGAGAAAGAAAAGAAGAGAGACGGUAUAUUAAAGUCUAAAGUGGAAAAGGAUCAAUACUUAAUGGAUACCCUAGAAACUAUCGCUAGACACCGUGCUGAAAAAGGCAAAGAGGCAGCCGUAAGACAAGAAGAAAAGAAAAGAAUACCAAAACAGGCGCCCAAAGAUCCAAAACUACAGGAACUACAGGACAAGCUAGAAGCUCGAAAAGCAGAAAGAAAACGCGAGAGCCAAAAAAUAGCCCAGACAUUAGCACCGAAAAAAGCUUUGUCAAGACGUCAGAAACAAUUAGAAGAGCAAAAGGGAAUGAUUGAAGAGAUGCGAUGGAAGGAACUGGAAGAGACGCGUGAACGAGCGGCUAAGCUACGUGGUGAUGGUUUGGCAAGUCGUACAUCGAACGGGGUUCGACCGGUCGCAAAAUUAAGAUCACAAAGACCAGCAGCAAAACUACUCUCCUGAUACUUUCUAGCCCAGAAAUAUUUCCUUUUGCUAGAUUAUUAAUAAUGUUAAAAGUAUUUAAACUCACUGUAUAUAAAUAAUGUUAUUGUUUCGAAUAAAAUGAUUGUUUUUUUUGUCA